Messenger RNA from Copidosoma floridanum, 2410 nucleotides. It is a transcript of the gene Cdc5, whose product is annotated as cell division cycle protein 21. NCBI's taxonomy places the organism in Eukaryota, Metazoa, Arthropoda, Insecta, Hymenoptera, Encyrtidae. The record is from RefSeq and is a predicted model, not a curated record. Gene Ontology annotation, biological process: mRNA splicing, via spliceosome; regulation of transcription by RNA polymerase II. Gene Ontology annotation, molecular function: RNA polymerase II transcription regulatory region sequence-specific DNA binding; DNA-binding transcription factor activity, RNA polymerase II-specific. Gene Ontology annotation, cellular component: spliceosomal complex; Prp19 complex.
GAUUUGGUGCGAAUAGACACAGCGUUCAGUUAAUACAGUCAAGAUGCCGCGUAUUAUGAUAAAAGGUGGUGUUUGGCGAAACACCGAGGAUGAAAUUCUUAAGGCUGCUGUGAUGAAAUAUGGUAAAAAUCAAUGGAGUCGCAUUGCAUCUCUGUUACACAGAAAGUCAGCCAAACAGUGCAAAGCUAGAUGGUUCGAGUGGCUCGAUCCAAGUAUCAAAAAGACAGAAUGGAGCAGGGAAGAGGACGAAAAGCUCUUGCACUUAGCAAAGCUCAUGCCAACGCAAUGGAGAACCAUUUCUCCUAUUAUUGGGAGAACAGCUGCUCAGUGCUUGGAAAGAUACGAAUAUUUGUUAGAUCAAGCUCAAAAAAAAGAAGAAGGGGACGACAGUGUGGAUGAUCCCAGGAAAUUAAAGCCUGGUGAAAUUGAUCCUAAUCCCGAGACUAAGCCAGCUAGACCAGAUCCCAAGGACAUGGAUGAAGAUGAAUUGGAAAUGCUAUCUGAGGCAAGAGCGAGAUUGGCUAACACACAAGGAAAGAAAGCCAAGAGGAAAGCUCGUGAGAAGCAGUUGGAAGAAGCUCGCAGACUUGCUGCUUUACAGAAAAGAAGAGAGUUGAGAGCAGCUGGUAUUCAAGUGGCACACAAAAACAAACGAAAACGCGGAAUCAAUUAUAACACUGAAAUUCCGUUUGAAAAGAAGCCAGCUCAAGGAUUUUAUGAUACAUCUACCGAAGAGAUUGAUCCACUCUCUGCUGAUUUUUCAAAUUUACGGCAACAAAAUCAAUUAACUUGGCAAGAGAAGGAAGAAAUCGAAAGGAAAAAGGACAAACAGAAGCUGAAGCAGAGGAAAGAAAAUGAUGUACCGGGGUCCAUGAUGAAUCAAGAGCCGGUCAGGAAGCGCAGUAAACUUGUUUUACCGGAACCGCAAAUAUCGGAUAGAGAAUUGCAGCAAGUUGUUAAGUUGGGCAGAGCCUCUGAGACCGCACGUGAAAUAGCGUUAGAAAGUGGCAACCAUGCCUCAGACAGCUUGCUGGCCGACUACUCUUUGACACCCAAUACUGCAAUAACUCCAAGGACUCCAGCUGCAGUUGACAGAGUUCUGCAGGAAGCUCAAAAUGUCAUGGCUUUGACACACGUCGAUACACCUCUUAAGGGUGGACUGAACACAACAUUGACAAACGCUGAUUUUAGCAAUGUAGUGCCGACGCCAAAUGCCGUGGCGACUCCUAACACGGUGUUGGCUACACCAUUUAGAUCACAGAGAAGCGAUUCGUCGCCAGCACCCUUUAAUACUCCUGGCUCCGUUGUCAGUCAACAGGGAGGAGCUGCUACAGCUACUCCUAUUCGUGACAAGCUUAAUAUCAAUCCCGAGGAAGCGCUUGAGGCUUCCGAAACUCCAGUGAUUCAGAAACAGAUGAAAGAGCAGCUUCGUCUCAGCUUUAGUUCACUGCCAGCACCAAAGAAUGACUAUGAAAUCGUUGUACCAGAAGAAGAAAUGGCAGAAGAAGAUGCAAGUGCUCCAGCAACUGACGUUGUUGAAGACCAGGCUGACAUUGACGCCAGAAAACAGCAGGAGUUAAUAGAACAACGAAAAAGAGAACUUGCCAAACGCUCGCAAGUCAUCCAAAGAGAGCUUCCUCGACCAAAUGAUGUUAAUGUAAAUAUUUUAAGACAAACCAGUGAUUUACCAUCAUUAACGGAAUUGCAGAGGGCGGAAGAAUUGAUAAAGCAAGAAAUGAUCACUAUGAUGCAAUAUGAUGUGACCCAGAAUCCCAUACAACCUCCAAAUAAAAGCACACAAAAAGUCAUUAAUCAAGCACAGAACUAUCUGGAAUCUCAUCCUUAUGAGGAAUUCAGUCCUGAAGAUCUAGAAGAAGCCAAAAAAAUUUUAUCAGAAGAAAUGCAAGUAGUUCAGAAAGGAAUGGGUCAUGGUGAAGUAAAUUUAGAAACUUACAGCAGCGUAUGGGAAAAAUGUUUAUCUCAGAUUUUGUUUGUAGAAACACAGAAAAGGUACACUCGAAUCAAUUUAGCUAGUAAGAAAGACAAAAUUGAAGCUUAUGAAGCAAAACUAGAACAAAAUAGAAUGCAUAUGACUGCUGAGGCAAAGCGAGCUGCAAAAAUGGAGAAAAAAUUAAAGGUGUUAUUGGGUGGUUAUCAAAGUCGAGCUCAAGUUUUGAUAAAACAAUUCAAUGAUUUGAACGAACAGCAUGAACAAGCACGCAUGGAUUUGUCCACAUUUAGAUUUUUGCAAAAACAAGAAGAGGCAGCGCUACCAAAGAGACUCGAAGCUCUCAUGGAAGACGUUAACCGUCAAAAAGAAAGAGAACAUGCGUUGCAGCAGCGUUAUGCACAGUUGCAGGAGCAAUUAAAAGCCAUGCAAGUUAACUCUUACCAAUAAAUUUAUUGACAA